GAGCGGAGCGGAACGGCCGCGUGUGGGGCGGCACGGAGCUGCGGGGCGUGGAGCGGCUCGGAACAGCACGGCUCCAUAUGGGAUGGAGCGGCUCGGCACGGCUCCGUAUGGGAUGGCUCAGCUCAGCUCGGCAUGGAUCGGCUCAGCUCGGCACAGUCAUGGAAAGGCUCAGAUCGGCACAGUUGUGGAAUAGCUCGGCUUGGCAUAGCACAGCUCAGCACAGAAUGGCUCAGCUUGGCAUGGAAUGGUUCAGCUUGGCACAGCUCAGCAUGGCGUGGCACAGCCUGGCACGGCUCAGCCUGGCGCAGUUAUGGAGUGGCUCAGCUUGGCAUAGCACAGAGCAGCGUGGCAUGGCUCAGCUCAGCUCGGAUCGGCUCGGCACAGCUCAGUGUGGAAUGGCCCAGCUCAGCACAGCACAGCUCAGCAUGGAAUGGCUCAGACUGGCUCGGCUCAGCUCAGCAUGGAAUGGCUCAGACUGGCUCAGCAUGGCACAGCUCAGCUCAGCUCAGCAUGGCACAGCUCAGCAUGGAAUGGCUCAGUUUGCUCAGCACAGCUCAGCUAAGCAUGGAGUGGCUCAGUUUGGCUCAGCAUGGCUCAGCUCAGUAUGGCAUGGCACAGCUCAGCAUGGAAUGGCUCAGUUUGGCUCAGCUCAGCUCAGCAUGGCACAGCUCAGCAUGGAAUGGCUCAGCUUGGUUCAGCAUGGCUCAGCUCAGCUCAGUAUGGCAUGGCACGGCUCAGCACAGCACAGCUCAGCAUGGAAUGGCUCAGUUUGGCUCAGCAUGGCUCAGACUGGCUCAGCAUGGCACAGCUCAGCAUGGCUCAGCUCAGUAUGGCAUGGCAUUGCAUAGCUUAGCACAGCUCAGUAUGGCAUGGCACAGCUCAGCAUGGCACAGCUCAGUUUGGCUCAGCAUGGCUCAGCUCAGCAUGGAACGGCUCAGUUUGGCUCAGCAUGGCUCAGCUCAGCACGGCACAGCACGGCUCAGCACCGUUCAGCACAGCCCACGUUGGCCUGGUCCAGCCAGGUUCAGCCUGGUCCGUGCUGGCCCGUUCAGACACGUGGUUUAACGCAGCACAGCUCCGCACGGCACCCUUUGGCACAGCUUUAGCAUGUGUGCCUGUAGGACGUAGGUUGGGACCCAUGGGGACCUGAGGUGUGACCCACAGGGAACCACUGGGCUGUAGGAUGUGACCCACGGGGACCCAUGGGGCGUAGGAUGUGACCCAUGGAGACCCAUAGAGUGUGACCCAUUGGGCUGCAGGAUGUGACCCAUGGGAACCCACAGGUUGUGAGCCAUUGGGGUGUAGGAUGUGACCCGUGGAGAUCCAUAGGGCUGUAGGAUGUGACCCAUGGGGACCCAUUGGACUGUAGGAUGUGCCCCAUGGGGACCCAUAGGAUGUGACCCACGGGGACCCAUAGAGCUGUGACCCAUUGGGUGUAGGAUAUGACCCAUGGAGACCCAUUGGGGUGUGGCAUGUGACCCAUGGAGACCGAUAGGGCUGUAGGAUGUGAUCCAUGGGGACCCAUAGGGCUGUAGGAUGUGAUCCAUGGGGACCCAUAGGGCUGCAGGAUGUGACCCAUGGGGACCCAUAGGGCUGCAGGAUGUGACCCAUGGAGACCCAUAGGGCUGUAGGAUGUGAUCCAUGGGGACCCAUAGGGCUGCAGGAUGUGACCCAUGGAGACCCAUUGGGGUGUGGGAUGUGACCCACAGAGACCCAUAGGGUGUGACCCAUAGGGCUGUAGGAUGUGACCCAUGAAGACCCAUAGGGCUGUAGGAUGUGACCCAUGGAGACACAUAGGGCUGUAGGAUGUGCCCCAUGGUGACCUAUAGGGUGUGACCCAUACGGCUGUAGGAUGUGAGCCAUGGAGACCCAUAGGGCUGCAGGAUGUGACCCAUGGUGACCUAUAGGGUGUGACCCAUAGGGCUGUAAGAUGUGACCCAUGGUGACCCAUAGGGCUGUAGGAUGUGCCCCACGGAGACCCAUAGGGCUGUAGGAUGUGCCCCAUGGUGACCUAUAGGGUGUGACCUAUAGGGGGUGACCCAUAGGGCUGUAAGAUGUGACCCACGGAGACCCAUAGGGCUGCAGGAUGUGACCCAUGGUGACCUAUAGGGGGUGACCCUUGGUUCCCCACGGCUGUGUAAUCCCACAGGGCCACAGGCCGCAGCGAUGGGGCCACAAUGUUCCCACAUGGGCUGUGAGCCCCUCAUUGCUGACCGGGAGGCCCAAGAAGCCCCCACGGCACCAAGCAGGCACCCCCAGACCCCCACAGAGCCCCAGCUUUUAUUCCCCGUAUCACAGCAGCACCGGGACCCCCUGACCCUCAUCCCCACGGCGCGACCCCCAGCAGGGCGAGGGCCAGGAGAGCCAGCAGGACGAAGGGCGCGGGUCGGGGCUUGGCAACGGAGCCCAGGGCGUAGAACCUCGCCACGGCUUCGUUGGGGUUGCCUUCGACGGGGUCGAACCACAUCUGGAUGCAUCGCCCGCUGCCGCGCCGCUCCGUGGUGUAUUUGUACGAAUGGGACCAAACCUUUUCGCACAGGUCGGCCGGAGUCGGGAAGACGUACUUGAACUUCUGGCACAUGGCGCCGUGCGGGCAUUGUUGACUUUGCAGGUGGCCGAAUCCUGGCAGUCCUCCCACCACUGCUCGCAGUCCUCGCGGCACAGCGGCACGUUGAGGAUGCGCUCGCGGCGCCAGCUCGAAUCCGUCUGCAAGGUGUGGGGAGAUGUGGGGUGGAACGGCCCCCAAAAAAUGGCCUGCAGACGGGGCGGCCAGCCUGCGAUCCGACCCCGAAACCAAGCCGCCAAACCGGCCCCCGAAAUCCAACCCCCCAAACACCAAAAUCCAACCCCGAAGCCGAGCUGCCCAUGGAACGGCUCCGAAUCUCAUCCCCAAAACCCACAUCCUGCAAACUCGCCUCAAAUCCGACCCCAAAGCGCCCCCCCUAAAGCCCCUUCACCCCAAAGCCCUUCCACAAACCCAC
Lagopus leucura (white-tailed ptarmigan) is the source of this 2981-nucleotide messenger RNA. RefSeq names its product glutamine-rich protein 2-like. Bases 133 to 1065 code for a protein of 310 amino acids. NCBI's taxonomy places the organism in Eukaryota, Metazoa, Chordata, Aves, Galliformes, Phasianidae. The transcript has 2 exons. The record is from RefSeq and is a predicted model, not a curated record.